CAAAAACAACACACGUGGACAUAGGCUAGGCUAGGGAUCGAAAACCGAAGGCAGAAGAAAAAACAUACACCAAAAACUGGGAAUCCCGGACUGGAACGAACUGGAGCCCGUUUCAUGGUCGAAUACAAGGUCUUGUAUAUAACUCGGAAACACUCUGCCAUUCGUGACUUCCUGUUAAACUAAGGUUUUAAUUUGUCAUGGCAAGCGAAGAUAAUCAAGCAACAGCCUCUACUAACGGGGGAAGGGAGGAACUGAUCGCCUUGUUCGACCGGCUGGGAAUCGCUCACGAGACCACCGAGCAUCCAGAGGUUUUCACUGUUGAGGCCAUGAUGCCACAUAUUCAACAUUUGACGGGGGCAUUCUGUAAGAACCUCUUCCUAAAGGACAAGAAGAAAAAGCUUUACCUCCUCACUGCUCACCAUGAUAGACCUAUUCAGCUCAACGCAGUAAGCAAGAAAGUAGGUGCAUCGGGUGGGCUUCGACUUGCUGAUGAGUCUAUACUCAAGGAGAAGUUGGGCGUGACCCAAGGUUGUGUCACACCCUAUGCCAUCUUCAAUGACACAGCAGGAGACGUAAAGUUCAUAUUGGACUCUGAUGUAGUCAACGGUGGUCAUGAGAAGUUAUUUGGUCAUCCGAUGGUGAAUACAGCCUCCACCGCAAUCUCGCCAGCGGACCUGAUGAAGUUUGCAAAGGAGAUGGGGCAUGAACCCAUCUUACUUGACUUCAGUGACAUGUAAUACCAUUGCCAACUUGAAAUUAGGAACGCCUAGAUUGUUGGAGUAAAACUCAAACAAUCAAUGCAUUCGAUCAGUUUACCUACAAUCGACAAUGGAAUCCUACUUUUUACACUAAUCAAAUGUUUGCCGGAUGUUGAUUACUUAUUUGAGACAUUGAUUAUCAAGAGUAGCUCUUAAAUGCCUAGUUGCGUGUGGUAUAAAAGGCAUGACCGCAUUGGUCAGAUCAUGCCAAGAGAACGCGCACAACUGUCUUGAUCAAUAAAAUUUCGCGCAGCAUAUAGUGUACGCGUCAACAUUUAAGCACGACUGUAAGUGUAAGUCAUACUUGAAUCUGUGUGAAACACCCCUGGUACAUAAACAUAAACUUUGUGACAUUAUGAGAUCUUAGCUGAAAACUGACAAUACUUAUAGUAUGAUCACUAACACAGAAAAAAAACAUUCAUGUAAUGUACAUGUAUGUGGGACAGUGAAUUAACAUUCCUUGGGAAAAUACCAAAUGCCCAACGACUGGAAAAAAGACUAUCGUGAAAGGUAGCAGCUACCUGCUACCAAAUGCCCAACGACUGGAAAAAAGACUAUCGUGAAAGGUAGCAGCUAA
This is a messenger RNA of Lytechinus variegatus (green sea urchin), 1335 nucleotides long. Its product is annotated as putative prolyl-tRNA synthetase associated domain-containing protein 1. The record is from RefSeq and is a predicted model, not a curated record. Bases 198 to 737 code for a protein of 179 amino acids. The transcript is spliced from 2 exons. NCBI's taxonomy places the organism in Eukaryota, Metazoa, Echinodermata, Echinoidea, Temnopleuroida, Toxopneustidae. Gene Ontology annotation, molecular function: aminoacyl-tRNA deacylase activity.